AUGGCCAUCAAUCCUGCUUCGAGAUCACAGCCCUUCAUGGAGCUUACCCAAAAUCCCCAGCAUCAUCACCGCCCGCUCGGUCACGACCUCUACCAGCCCAUGCCCAACCCUCACCUUCUGCACGGCGAGGCUAAGAGCUCCGCCGCUUCCGCUACCGCAGUCCUGCAGAGCGACGACGUUAUGGUCUCGCGCCACCGGACCGCCUCAACCUUUGACACCGAGAGCCAAUCUCCCACCCAAGCCUCCCCCUCUGAUCCUCUAGACCUCACUCGCCGUCUCAAAUCCCGGUCGGAGCUCGACCGUAUCACAGCCAACACAGCCCGCAAACGGAAUGCCUGCAACCCGCUCCAUUUGGCGGGGCAGUCCCAGCAGGCCAAGAUCGCCAACUUCUACGAGUCGCAGAAUGAACAGAUCGAGCGCCUACUGAAGCCCGUGGAUGAGCAUGUCAGAGAAGCAAGAGACUCACAAACAUCCACCCAGCUGCGUUUCCAGAUCGCCGUCUACGGCUCGUUCUUGGCGAACAUCAUCCUUGCAGUGCUGCAGGUGUAUGGUGCCGUUAGUUCAGGUUCACUGUCCCUGUUUACAACCAUGGCGGACGCCAUAUUCGAUCCCUUGUCCAAUGUUACACUCAUAUUAUCCAACAAAGCCGUCAACAAAGUCGAUGCGCGCAAAUUCCCCGCCGGCAGAGCACGCAUAGAAACGGCCGGAAACAUUGUGUUCUGUUUCCUCAUGACCGCCGUCUCUCUCAUCCUGAUCGCUUUCUCUGUCCAGGAACUGGCGAGAGGCUCGACGGAAGAUACCAAGACUUUCCAUCUACCGUCCGUUAUUGCGGUGGGUAUUGCAUUUUGCACAAAACUCGGCCUAUUCCUAUAUUGCUGGGCACUCAGGAAUCAAUACUCCCAAGUCCGCAUCCUCUGGGAAGACCACCGCAACGAUCUGUUCAUCAACGGCUUUGGUGUGUUGACGUCCGUGGGCGGAAGCAAGCUGCGAUGGUGGAUAGAUCCCGCCGGUGCGAUUGUUCUCUCGGUCUUGAUUUCCGUCCUGUGGCUCCAUACCGCGUACUCGGAAUUCCAGCUCCUCAUCGGCAUAUCCGCCGACACCGAGACACAACAACUCAUCACCUACGUCUCCAUGACACAUUCGGAGCACAUCAAGCACAUCGACACCGUGAGAGCCUGGCAUAGUGGGCCGAGGUUGGUGGUGGAAGUGGACGUCGUUAUGGACCCCGAGGAGUCCCUGCGGGUGAGCCACGACAUCGCCGAGGAUCUGCAGAUGAAGCUGGAGAGUCUGCCCAACGUGGAGAGGGCGUAUGUUCAUGUCGACUACGAGUUUGAGCAUCGGCCAGAGCAUUUCUUGAAAAAGGAGUUAUAG
Messenger RNA from Fonsecaea multimorphosa CBS 102226, 1371 nucleotides. RefSeq lists its product as uncharacterized. The transcript has a single exon. Lineage: Eukaryota; Fungi; Ascomycota; Eurotiomycetes; Chaetothyriales; Herpotrichiellaceae. Bases 1 to 1371 code for a protein of 456 amino acids. Gene Ontology annotation, biological process: monoatomic cation transport; transmembrane transport. The record is from RefSeq and is a predicted model, not a curated record. Gene Ontology annotation, molecular function: monoatomic cation transmembrane transporter activity. Gene Ontology annotation, cellular component: membrane.